This is a messenger RNA of Pezoporus occidentalis (night parrot), 2167 nucleotides long. It is a transcript of the gene MTNAP1, whose product is annotated as mitochondrial nucleoid associated protein 1. Lineage: Eukaryota; Metazoa; Chordata; Aves; Psittaciformes; Psittacidae. The transcript is spliced from 4 exons. Gene Ontology annotation, molecular function: proton-transporting ATP synthase activity, rotational mechanism. Gene Ontology annotation, biological process: proton motive force-driven mitochondrial ATP synthesis. The record is from RefSeq and is a predicted model, not a curated record. Bases 1 to 1278 code for a protein of 425 amino acids.
AUGUCCGCGGCCCCGCCGGGGCAGGAGUGCUGCCCGCACUGCCGCAAGCCCUUCAAGCGGCUCCGCUCACACCUCCCGCACUGCAAGGCCGCGCCGAACGGGACCACGGACCGAGCCGCUAAGAGCGGCAAGAGCCCGCCGAGCCCCGGUGAAGGGAAGGGGCUGCCCGGCAAGGGGAAGAAGAAGGCGGCGGCGGCGGCAGAGCGUUGCGGAGGGCCCGUCCCCGGCGCGGUGCGGGAGGUGGCCAGGGCGCUGGAUUUGCCCCCCGAGGAGGUGAAGGACGUGCCCCGAGCGCUGAGGAACGGCGCGGAAAUCGUGAUCGAGAAGCACCGCGCCCGCCUGGUGCGGGGCAAGAGCGGGGCCGGCGGCAGGGGAGCCCCCUGCGGCCCGCGGGAGGCAGUGACCGGUGCCCGGGGGACGGAGACGGAGGGGCCUGGAGCUGCGGGGAAGGAGCCUGCGAGCUCAGAGCGGGGAAAGGGCCGCUUAAAGGCAACGGAACCGCCCGUACUUGGAGCUGCCCCCGGGGCCAGCGGCAGCAGCGGCGCCGGUGACCUUGUGCUGCAGGCGGGAACGGGCAAAAGCGGGGUGGAAGAGAAGCGGGGGCACCCGGAGGCUGCUGUGGGGCACAAAGCCCCUGUUCCUGCUCUGCACAGCAAGAACCUCCAUCUGUCCGUGACGGAAGCUCCCGGAGGUCAGAGCGAAGGGACAUCCAAAACUUACCUAAGCAGCACACAGGAGCUUAGUGAGAGCGCGCAGCAGAUGGUGUCUGAGCCCAUCCUGAGCGCAAGGAGGGAUGCUGAGCUGGCCCUGCACCAGCCCGUGCUCCGCGCUUCCCAAAGCCAUCCCAUCUGCUUGCCCCGGGCUCCUGGCAGGAGCACGCAGGCAGGGGCCCUGGGCUUGGAGUGGUUUCCAGACUUACAUCCUAAUUAUGAUGGGCUGAGGAUUUUUCCAGGGAAGCCUUUCCAUGGGGAUGUGGGGAUCGCAAUGAAGACACCAAUGGGCAGUUUCUCCGAGGGGCAGCAAGGUCCGCUCCUGGAAGGGCGGCUGAUGGACGUGAGGCUGGGGGAGCUGCCCCUGUGGGUGACGACCAGAGACUUCUCCCCUCGGGCGCUGCUUGGAGGAGCACAGAGAGCCUGGAACAGCUACUACAACAAAUACAUCAAUGUGAAGAAGGGUGGACCAGCCGGAGUCUCCAUGCUGCUGGCUGGGUACUGCCUCCUCAGCUAUGCCUGGAACUAUCAGCACAUCAAGCGUUAUCGCUGGCGUAAAUACCACUGAAGCAGCUGGAACAGCACCCAAGGAACGGUCAGGAAUCUCUGCUGGGAGCCAGCAGAAGAGCUCAGAACCAGUGUGCCAGCAGGGACUCAAAUCAGCAGAGGUCAGAGUUGGGUUCUUCCAUUGCAGAGGGGCUGCUUUGCAGUUACCUCCUUGUAGGCAGAGGGAGGACGCUGACAGCCUGCAGUCACUGCUCUGAGGCUCAGGCAGCUUUUAGUACUGAAAGAAGAAAGCAGCAGAGCCACCCUGGGCAGUCAGGGUGCAGCAGAGCUCCUGUAGUCUGCAAAAGCCUAAAUCUUGCUUUGGGACACCAGGCACAGGACAAUUCCUGCACUGCUGCUAUAGAUUAAUGGACCUGUACGUUGUAGUCGGGGUGAUGUAAGGUUUGUGAUGGGCUAUGGCCAGAGUAACCGUUCCCUUUAAGUCAGAGCCCAUCUUUUACUUACCUUGAUGGGGUUUAACAGGAGAAAGGGGGUUCUUUCCUUCCACAAAGACCCCCCAGCCCUCUUCACUGUCAGCACAGCACUGGUGCAACUGCCAGGCUCCGAGGUGAAGCCAUGAGAGCAGCAGCACUCGGACCACAGCGCCCUAUUUCUGGAGGAAGGGAAGGAAAAAAUUCCAUUGGAUGAGCUGUUGUGCCCAAAGGGCAAACCCGUGUCUGCAUCAGACUGAUGAGCACAGUUAGCACAGUGCUGGUUGUAGCCUGCUGUUGCCAAACAUGUCUGGGAAAGGGUUGCUCAUGCUACAGGCAUGAAGGGCUUAAAACAGAAGCCAAGUGAGAAAGAUCCAACCUCUUUAUUCAGAGUGGGGCAGUUGUGUCAGCUGUGUCAGGGGGGUUCACCACUAACUCCCUCCCUCUCAGCAGCAGUAAAAGCUUGUGUGGCUUUGCCUU